CAAACAAGUAAACUGCCGCCCGAAAAUCAAAGACAUGCUCAGAAUAAUCUCCUUUGCUUGUAUUGUUGCUUAUGUCUUCGGAGAUACUAAUUCUAACCAUUAUUAUAAUGGACCUGGAUACAAUGACAUAGGAUACGGCGUGCAGACCUACAACAUGCCUUAUGGAUUCCAGAACAACUAUCAAGGCGGUUUUAAUGGCGGUGUCGUCGGAAGUUACUUUCCGCAGUACUUUGAUUAUAGUUUCAACUUUGGUGGUUCCGCUGCAGCUGGUGCUGCUGCCUCUGACGAUUUUGGCGGUUCUGCUGCAUCCUCUGCCACAGCUUCCGGUCUCGGCAGCGCAGCCGCCGGUGCUGCUGCCGCUACUGGCGCUGCUGCAUCCGCUGCCACUGCUGUAGGAUCUGGGAUGUUCGGAAACCCUUAUUACGUACCUUAUGCUUCUUAUCCAUCAUCAAUGUAUUACCCAAAUCCUUUCGUAAACAGAUUUAGAUCCGGAUAUGGACGUUUUGCAGGGGGAUUAAAUUUAAAUAGCGGAUAUUUUGGAGGAGUACCUAGAUUCCACAAAAGACAAAGAUCGGUUUACUAAACAGGAGGACAUACGAACAAAAUUUGUGAUAAAAUGUCUCAGUUGCGUAAGAAUUCAAAUAAAACAAAUGCAAAA
This is a messenger RNA of Saccostrea echinata, 658 nucleotides long. RefSeq names its product nuclear pore complex protein Nup98-Nup96-like. The record is from RefSeq and is a predicted model, not a curated record. NCBI's taxonomy places the organism in Eukaryota, Metazoa, Mollusca, Bivalvia, Ostreida, Ostreidae. The coding region runs from base 35 to 583 and encodes 182 amino acids. The transcript is spliced from 3 exons.